Molecule: messenger RNA, 2875 nt
Organism: Neurospora crassa OR74A
Lineage: Eukaryota; Fungi; Ascomycota; Sordariomycetes; Sordariales; Sordariaceae
Product: DUF124 domain-containing protein
Exons: 6
Coding region: 1156-2493 (445 amino acids)
Source: RefSeq, a predicted model, not a curated record
CACAUUUCGCCUGCACCCAAAGGAACCUCCAACAACUCAGCCUCUUCAACUUCUUAGCUUCGUACCAACAGAGAGACUUGUCAUUCGGCCUUUCGAGCAAUACUAUUACUUGAUUUUCGCCCUACUUACCGACCACUUAUCAUUCAUGGACAUUCCAAGCCACGAGCCAAGGCAUCAUGUGGCUUAUAUGGUUCUUGAAAGCCAUCGAUCGAUGGAAUUGCUGUUGGUUUAGGAAGCGUUCGGUGAUCUGAUCUGAUGGGUUCAAUCUAUCUACGUCCGCACUGACCAUUCAUCACCUUAUCGCAGAGUCAACAAACUUCCCCUUUCGUUCAGGAGCUGAACAUCGAAGGCCAUGAGCGCAGACAGAACUUUAUGAACCUUUUUCACAUGUUCUCUUACUUUGUUCCCAAACAUUCAUUCCUCUUCGACGCCCCUUCGACGCACUUUGGUGGGCUAGAAUUGGGAUUCGCCAUCGGAGAUCCGAACGCGCACAGGACCCUGCUGAGCCUGUAAGACUUGGCCGCCAAUCACGUUCCUCGGUUCCCUCUGUAAGCGCCCUCGUCCCGCGCUUGCACUUAUUGCUCCAUGGCCCCAUGAAGACAAGACGGCGCUCUUCCCUUCCUGUCAUCUUCAAGGCCCAUUGAUUGGGCACUUCAUCUUCUCCAUACACCCUGAAGCUUGAAUUAGAAAGCAGCCCGCACCACAGCCGCUAUGGCGGACGCGCAACGAGAGGCCAUCUGGGGCACUGUUCAGUCAGUCCCCUGCUACACUAGGGUAGAGCUGCUCAGGUACCAGUGGCACCCUUCAAUACAAAUGAGUCUGGACGCCGACUUGACGUCCGCGCCAGAUGCUCUUUUCUCCGAUCCCUUAACUUUUUCUCCCCCGUUUUCUGACUGUGAAUCUGUUUGAACCUCUCUUCUUUUGAACCGGCUUCUCACCAUAGCUAUCUCCAUUCUCUGCUGGUGGUCUCACAAACUCGGGCAACACAAGUGAUCUGCAGUCAGCUUCUUUUAUAAGUGCGGGGAAUCCCUCGAGUUUACUCCAAAAGUUCCCAUCGAGACUUGGCGAGGUUCAUCAAGACAAGGACCAUUCCUUUAACAAGCUCAAAACUAUCUGGGAAAGGAUUCCUGUGUUCGAGAAAAACAAACAAUCAAUAUGUCUUACUAUCCUCCACCUCCUGGAGCAUCCGGUGCUGCAGCCCCUGCUCAACACAGCUACCCACCUCCUCCCAUGUCUGCUCCUCCAACCCAGACAAAGUUCUCUUACCCAUCUCCUCCGACCACCCAGCAGCAAGGAAGGCAUUAUCCUCCUCCUCCUCAGUCCGCCGGCUCGUCUGCCACGCCGCCGCCCAAGUCAUCCACUCCUUCGUACCCCUUUCCUCCUCAGCAGCAGCAGCAGCAGCAGCAACAGUAUCAACAACCACCACAACAACAAUUCUCCCCACCACCGGCCCAGCAAUUUUCCCCACCACCGACUCAACAACACCAGCAAUAUGCGCCACCACCAGCCCAGCAGCAAGUGCAGCAACCGCAGCCUCAAUACGCGGCUCCCCCAGCCCAGCAGCAACAUGCUCCAACCGCCCUCCCUCUGCACAUGAGGACCGAUUCCAGCGCGUCCCGAACUUCUGCCCACACCCCUCCUCCUCAGCAACAGUUUGCCGCUCCUCCGCCGUAUGCUCAAGGCGAGCAGCAGCCCCAGCAGCAGCAGCAGCCAGCACCCACACAACCGGUUGGUCUGGGGUUGAGCACUUCGGCAGCGGCUGCCAUUACUGGUGCACCCGCCGCCGGACAGUUUUCCGGUGUAGGUGCGGUGUCGGAUGACGUGGGAACGUUCAAUGGUGGCAGUUACCGUAUCAGCCAUCGGGAUUGCAAUACUAUUUUGACUGUGCAGUUGGCGAUCGGUUGCCCGUUGGAUGCUAAGCCGGGAUCAAUGAUCGCCAUGUCCCCCUCCAUGUCCCUCAAGGGAGCCUACAAGUUUGGCUUGAAGAAACUUGUUGCCGGCGGCGAGAUGGGCAGCUCGACUUACACCGGUCCGGGUGAGUUGCUUUUGGCCCCUGCCAUGCUCGGCGAUAUCACGAGUCUCCGCCUGGAUGGCUCCCAGACCUGGUCUGUCAGCCACGAUGGAUACCUUGCUUCGACGCAGAACGUCACCAAGGACUAUAAGCGCCAGGGACUGGGAAAGGCCAUGUUCUCUGGUGAGGGAUUGUGGGUGUACAAGAUUAGUGGCACGGGGCUGUUGUGGCUGACGAGUUUUGGUGCCAUUGUUCGGAAAGAUCUGGCGGACGGCGAGAAGUACAUUGUUGACAACGGCCACUUGGUCGCAUGGAAUACCAAGUACGUUCUGGAACGUGUUGCUUCCGGCGGCUUACUAUCGGGCUUCGCUUCUGGCGAAGGACUGGUGUGCAAAUUCACUGGCCCUGGAACAAUAUUCAUCCAGACAAGGAAUGCGACUGCCUUUAGUGCGUUUAUGACCGGUCAAACAGCAAAGGCCUAGAGCUGGAUUAGGAUGUAGGAGUCGUACGGGAGAGUGAUACCUGUGGCGGUCGCAUUUGAGGCUGUGAACCUCGCAUCACUUGAUGUCCUUUCAUUCUGUUUAUUUUGAGUUUGUUAGCGAUGUCAUGUCGGCUUUGAGAUGUGUUCGGGAAUAGUUAAAAUGUCAGUAUCAGUGAACCAUGAGCCUCUUGUCCUGUCCUUAGACUAGAAGCUUGACAGCUUCGUUUCCGCUUGGCAACCUAUCGAUCCGCCAUGAAUGAGGUUUGGGAAACAGGCGACAUAGGCCUGGCUCUCCAAACAAUGAUACGAGAAGAUCCCACCGGGAAAAGACAGACUGAGAAACUUUGAACAGUGGAAAGAAAGUCCAAGUUUGCGAGUAAAAG